CCUCCGUACUAACUCCUUGUCCCAAAGCCUCAUCUUUUAAAUGGGGUCUCGCGCACCCACACCCCUGCCUUUUCCUCUGCCUUAGGGUUUCCCACCCUUAAGCCUCCCUCCCUCUUUUCCCAAGAGCCCGUCCCUGAGCCUCUCCUUCCCUUUCCGUCCCCUCCUGGUGAGACUCCAAAAUUCACAUUCAUCUCCACCCUAUCCUACCCUCCUGCCCGUCCCAGACCUGCAGCACAGCUAGCUCCCGGGCACUGUGGCCACCGCCUCCAGCUCCGCUGCUGCCACCCGGCACCAGCGGCCCCCGCACCAGCGCCCGCUACACGCAUGCGCACGCUUCCCAGACCACCUUCCAGGCGGGCGCGCGGGGAGGGGCGCAGGGCGCUGAUUGGACGCCUCUCGGGGGCGGGGCCGGGAUUGGGGCUCUGCGGCCGCCGUCUGCGUGGCGGAAGCGGGCAGUGAGCACCCGUGCGCAUGCGGAAAGCUUGCUUCUCUGGGACAGACGCUGACGCCUGUCGUUGGGGACGCCUUCCUCGGCUGGGGGUGGUUGCGAGCUUUGCAGUUUGCAAACUACGGCGCUUAGACGGGCGAGGAACCACUGUGGUGCCACGCAAAGGGCUGAGGCCUGAGAACUUUGAGUGGGGCUUGGGGACAGGAAAACGGAAGGGCCAGAGCCGGGUGACGUGGACGCUGGAGGCUAGGUUUGGAAACAGUAGGCAGCUACAAUGAAGCUGAAUCAGAACACCAUGCUGCUGGGCAAGAAGGUGGUCCUGGUGCCCUACACCGCCGAGCAUGUGCCUAGGUACCACGAGUGGAUGAAGUCAGAGGAACUGCGGACUCUGACUGCCUCAGAGCAGCUGACCCUACAGCAGGAGUACGACAUGCAGUGUAGCUGGUGUGAAGACGAAGACAAGUGCACCUUCAUUGUGCUGGAUGCAGAGAAGUGGCAGGCCCAGCCUCGCCCCCCUGAAGAGAGCUGCAUGGUAGGAGAUGUGAACCUCUUCCUCACAGACCUAGAAGACCCCACCUUGGGGGAGAUCGAGGUCAUGAUAGCAGAGCCCAGCUGCAGACGCCAGGGACUUGGCACCGAAGCUUCCCUCCUGAUCAUGUCCUAUGGAGUGACGAAGCUAGGUCUAACCAAGUUUGAGGCCAAAAUCGGGCAAGAAAAUGAACCUAGCAUCCGGAUGUUCCAGAAACUUCAUUUCAAGCAGGUGGCCAUGAGCAAUGUCUUCCAGGAGGUGACGCUCAGGCUGGCAGUGAGUGAGCCAGAGAGGAAGUGGCUUCUGGAGCAGACGAGCUAUGUGGAAGAGAGACCCUAUAGAGCCAGGGAGGGAGAGCCUGUGACAGCUGCCCUGAGCGAGCGGAGGAGCUGGAACUGCCCACUCCCAAGGCCAGACAGCUGCCUGGGAAAUACAAGCACAGUAUCUUCAGUCUGCGACAGGCCCUCCUGAGCCUGCCAUGGCCUCCCCUGGCUAGUAGUGGUCAAGAACACUCCUUCCAACUCCGAACCAUACACUGACCCUGACUGCACUGGAAGGGGAGACUGGAGCCCAUCAGAGUCAAGGUGGAGGUGGGAACUGGAAGCCAGAAGGAUAUGGAGAGCCAGCCUUUCCCCGGGGCCAUGGCUGAGUAAAGCACUUAUUUGGGCA
Messenger RNA from Mastomys coucha (southern multimammate mouse), 1646 nucleotides. It is a transcript of the gene Nat9, whose product is annotated as N-acetyltransferase 9 (putative). The transcript is spliced from 7 exons. Gene Ontology annotation, biological process: protein acetylation. Gene Ontology annotation, molecular function: N-acetyltransferase activity. Lineage: Eukaryota; Metazoa; Chordata; Mammalia; Rodentia; Muridae. The coding region runs from base 723 to 1448 and encodes 241 amino acids. The record is from RefSeq and is a predicted model, not a curated record.